GGCUUGCUUGCUUCCUUGGUGCCCAAAGCUACAAGGGGAGGGUCGGACGAGGGCUUCGCUCGCUCUUCCGGUCUUUUGCUUCAACGAUCCAUGGCGGCUGCGACGGCGAUGGCGGAGGAUCCCAACUUCGAGGACGACCAGCUAUCCUCCAUGACCACCGACGACGUCAUCAGGGCCUCUCGCCUGCUCGACAACGAGAUCCGCAUCCUCAAGGAUGAGUUGCAGAGGGCGAAUCUCGAACUGGAGUCCUUCAAGGAGAAAAUCAAGGAGAAUCAGGAGAAGAUUAAACUCAACAAGCAGCUGCCCUACCUUGUGGGGAACAUCGUUGAGAUUUUGGAAAUGAAUCCAGAAGAAGAGGGCGAGGAAGAUGGUGCCAAUAUUGAUCUGGAUUCUCAAAGGAAGGGCAAAUGUGUUGUCUUAAAAACUUCGACACGACAAACUAUCUUUCUUCCUGUUGUUGGAUUAGUGGACCCUGAUAAACUGAAACCUGGUGACCUUGUCGGGGUCAACAAAGAUAGCUACUUGAUCUUGGACACUCUUCCAUCAGAAUAUGAUUCACGAGUAAAGGCAAUGGAAGUUGAUGAAAAGCCAACAGAAGACUACAAUGACAUAGGAGGCCUUGAGAAGCAGAUCCAAGAACUUGUCGAGGCAAUUGUGUUACCAAUGACCCACAAAGAUCGUUUCCAGAAAUUAGGGAUUCGUCCUCCUAAAGGAGUGCUUCUGUAUGGACCUCCUGGAACUGGUAAGACUUUGAUGGCUCGUGCAUGUGCUGCACAAACAAAUGCAACUUUCUUGAAGCUGGCAGGUCCUCAACUAGUUCAGAUGUUUAUUGGUGAUGGUGCAAAACUUGUCCGUGAUGCCUUUCAACUAGCGAAGGAGAAAUCUCCCUGUAUAAUUUUUAUAGAUGAAAUAGACGCAAUAGGGACCAAACGUUUUGACAGUGAAGUGAGUGGAGACAGGGAGGUGCAACGGACAAUGCUGGAAUUACUUAACCAACUUGAUGGUUUUAGCAGUGAUGAACGCAUAAAGGUUAUAGCAGCAACAAAUCGUGCUGACAUUCUAGAUCCUGCUCUUAUGCGUUCUGGACGUCUAGAUCGCAAGAUAGAGUUUCCGCAUCCAUCCGAAGAGGCAAGAGCUCGAAUAUUGCAGAUUCACUCGAGGAAAAUGAAUGUGCACCCUGAUGUGAACUUUGAAGAGCUGGCUCGGUCGACUGACGAUUUCAAUGGGGCACAACUUAAAGCAGUCUGUGUAGAAGCUGGCAUGCUUGCCCUGCGUCGAGAUGCAACUGAGGUGACACAUGAAGAUUUCAACGAAGGGAUAAUCCAAGUUCAAGCGAAGAAGAAAGCCAGCUUAAAUUAUUAUGCUUAGUUUAGUUCCUCGUGCUAUAUACCCUGUGAUCCACCUCAUUCCAAUCUUCCCGAGUCUCUUAUUUUAUUCUGAUUCACCAACAGCAACAGUUCUGAUCAUACCCUUAUUCGAGACCUUUUUUUAGUGGUCAUUCUCUGCACUAUUUAUCAAAGGUAGCGACUCAUCAUUUUAACUUGAGUUGUAUGUGAGGCUCAAUAUAGUUGAUCUUAUACCAUUACGCA
Musa acuminata AAA Group (dessert banana) is the source of this 1589-nucleotide messenger RNA. RefSeq names its product 26S proteasome regulatory subunit 6A homolog. Lineage: Eukaryota; Viridiplantae; Streptophyta; Magnoliopsida; Zingiberales; Musaceae. Gene Ontology annotation, cellular component: proteasome regulatory particle, base subcomplex. Gene Ontology annotation, molecular function: ATP binding; ATP hydrolysis activity; proteasome-activating activity. Bases 91 to 1368 code for a protein of 425 amino acids. Gene Ontology annotation, biological process: proteasome-mediated ubiquitin-dependent protein catabolic process. The transcript has 10 exons. The record is from RefSeq and is a predicted model, not a curated record.